Gilbertella persicaria is the source of this 2202-nucleotide messenger RNA. RefSeq lists its product as uncharacterized. The record is from RefSeq and is a predicted model, not a curated record. The transcript has a single exon. Bases 75 to 1841 code for a protein of 588 amino acids. Gene Ontology annotation, molecular function: protein binding. NCBI's taxonomy places the organism in Eukaryota, Fungi, Mucoromycota, Mucoromycetes, Mucorales, Choanephoraceae.
UUUUUUUUCUGGUAGAUAAAUCACACCUUUUUUUAUAUUUUUUUCUCUCUUUUUCUCUUAUUUUUUUUAUUACCAUGUCAACUUCUUUAUCAAGCAUACUCAGUAAAUCAAAACAAGCGUUACUAAAACUCAAUAACUCAACCGAAGAUGGGGAUUAUUACUUUGAGAAAGGCAACAAUUAUUUAUUUGGCAGACAGGGCUACACUAUCGAUCCCUUCACUGCUGUCUACUAUUACAGAAAAGCCAUGAACAGUUUCUCACACACAAAAGCAGAAGGCACCAUUGGUUUCUGCUACGAGUUUGGCUUGGGUGUUCCUAAGGACUUUUGUCAAGCAGAAAAAUAUUACUUGUCAGCUGCACACAAAUCAAAUGAUGGACUCUCGAUGGCUCGCCUUGCUUUCUUGAGAAAAUACGGCCGACCCAAUGUCAAGAUUGAUCGAGUCGAAGCUGAAAUGUGGGCAGAAAAAGUCAAGGGCUGUCCGCAUGCUGUGGAUUGGAUCGUGGAAGCAGCCACGCAAGACCUCGAUCCCUGUGCUCAGUACGCUCUGGGUGUAUGUUAUCAUGAUGGUGUGGGCAUGCCUAAAGAUGAAAACGCUGCUUUUCGUUGGUACAAAGCAAGUGCAGAACAAGGCAACGCUCGUGGUCAAGGCAUCCUUGGGUACUGUUAUGGUGAAGGUUUUGGUGUAGAAAAAGAUGAACAGGUUGCUAUGCAUUGGUACCGAUUGGCCGCUGCACAAGGUGAGACAGUGGCUAUUUAUAACGUCGGCUAUUGUUAUGAAGACGGCAUCGGAGUCGAAAAAGAUGUCCAAGAGGCCGUCAAGUGGUAUACGCUCUCUGCUGAACAAGGCAAUGCAUUUGCCCAGAACUCGCUGGGGUAUUGUUAUGAAGAUGGGAUUGGUGUCCAGCAGGAUUUUGAAAAAGCAACCCACUGGUACAAAAAGUCUGCUUACCAGGGCUACCCCUGGGCUGAGUGUAAUUUAGGUUACUGCUAUCAGAACGGCAUUGGUGUAGAAAAGAACGAUGCUUUGGGCGCUCAUUGGUACAAAAAAGCUGCACUUCAAGGCCAUGCAAGAGCUCAACAUAACCUCGGCUUUUGUUAUCAAAAUGGUAUUGGUGUGAAUCGAAAUGAAGAAGAAGCUGUCAAGUGGUACAGACGAUCAGCAGAGAGAGGCAAUAUUUUUGCAUAUCAUUCAUUAGGCUAUUGCUAUCAGAACGGGAUUGGUGUGGAGGUCAAUGAACAAGAAGCUGUUUUUUGGUACUACCUUAGUGCUGAAGAAAAUCAUGCACCUGCCCAACUCUCUCUCGGCUAUUGUUAUCGUAAUGGAAUUGGCGUGCCUAAAAACGAACGUGAAGCUGUCAAGUGGUUUAGACAAAGUGCUGAACAAGGCAAUGCUCUGGCUCAAAACUCUCUUGGUUUUUGUUAUGAAGAAGGAUUAGGUGUCAAGAAAGAUGCAUCAAGGGCAGUGUAUUGGUAUCACAAAUCGGCACGUCAAAACAACCCAUGGGCCCAGUGUAACCUUGGGUUCUGUUAUGCAAAUGGUAUCGGUGUUGAACAACAUAAUUCAAAAGCAGUUUAUUGGUAUCGCCAAGCGGCUGCACAGAACCAUGCACGCGCACUUGAUAAGUUGGGCCUUCAUUUACAGUCUGGAUUAGGUGUGGAAAGAGAUUUAGACAUGGCCUUUCAUUUAUUUUCGCGUGCUGCUGAACAAGAUCAUGUUGCUGCUCAGUAUCAUUUGGCGAAUUGUUAUGAAAAGGGUUUGGGUGUCGCUGUUGACCUUCGUCAAGCCACCGUUUGGUUUGAACGUGCUGCUAUGGGUAAGUUUGAACUUAUUACGCUUUGAGUCUCAUUUUUUUUUUGUAGCUGGUUGCCGUAGUUCGCAUGAACGAUUAAGACGAUUGUUAGUGAGAGUGUGUUUGAUUUCACCUGGUUCCAUGCCAUCUUCUAUAAGUGAUGAUGAUUUGAUUUGUUCAGGAUUCAUCAGUGGACACAGUGCGCCGGCCGCAUAAUAGCCUGAUUAUUUAUAAAGGAGUCAUAUAUCUACUUAUUACAUAUCAUAUUCCCCUCUUCCUACUCCUCCUUCUCUUUGUCUAGUUUAUGCUAUACAUGAUUGUACUAAUAAACAAAAAAAAAAAAAGAAAUAGAAUAUGUGUAGUCUAUUUUUCUCCUUUUUUUUCAUAUUUAAUUAAAAUUGACAGCUUGAU